UGAUGCAGCCAGCAGCCUGGCUUCCUGUCCCUCCCCCCAGGGCAGGUACUUAAGGCCCAGGGGCCGCCCACCGGGGAGCUGCGAGGCCACCCCAGUGGUGGCAAGCGCGUCCCUCACUGUCUCCGAGGACCCUGGCCCUCCCCACUGCACCCCGUCCAUGGAUUUUGUGGCUGGAGCCAUUGGAGGAGUCUGUGGAGUUGCAGUGGGCUACCCACUGGACACAGUGAAGGUCAGGAUCCAGACGGAGCCCAAGUUCACCAGUGUGUGGCACUGCGUCCAGGACACAUUCCGCCGAGAGAGGGUGUGGGGCUUCUACAGGGGCCUGUCACUGCCAGUGUGCACGGUGACCUUGGUCUCCUCCAUGUCCUUUGGCACCUACCGCUGCUGCCUUGCCCACAUCUGCCGCCUUCGCUAUGGCAGCGCCGAGGCCAAGCCUGGCAAGACGGACAUCACGGUCUCGGGGUUUGCCUCGGGUGUGAGCCGAGUGUUCCUGACGUCACCCACCGAGGUGGCCAAGGUUCGGCUGCAGACGCAGCGGCGCCCCUCUGCCUCGGGGCCCCUUGGGACGCCCCCCCUAAGCCUGCCCGCGGGCCCCGGGUACCGUGGGCCGCUGCACUGCCUGGCCACCGUGGCCCGUGAGGAGGGGCUGCGCGGCCUCUACAAGGGCAGCUCUGCCCUGCUGCUGCGAGACGGCCACUCCUUCGCCACCUACUUCCUGUCCUACGCUCUGCUCAGUGAGUGGCUCACGCCCGAGGGCCACAGCCAGCCAGGUGUCGGGGGUGUGCUGCUGGCUGGCGGGGGCGCGGGGGUGCUGGCCUGGGCCGUGGCCACCCCCAUGGACGUGGUGAAGGCGCGCCUGCAGGCGGACGGCCGGGCUGGGCGGCGCUACCGGGGCCUGGCGCACUGCGUGGUGAGCAGCGUGCGUGAGGAAGGCCCGCGGGUGCUCUUCAAGGGGCUGGCGCUCAACUGCUGCCGUGCCUUCCCCGUCAACAUGGUGGUCUUCCUGGCCUACGAGGCCGUGCUGCGCCUCUCCCGGGGGCUGCUGGCCGCGGCACCGCCCGGCUCACAGUGAUGCCGGCUGGCGUCACCCGGUGUCUCCGCUUUGUCCCUGUAGGCCUGCCCUGCCCUGGGGACCCCGGGGCUCAGCAAGGCCCAUCCCAGGGGAGGCUGCUAAUAAAAGUGCUUUUCG
Molecule: messenger RNA, 1189 nt
Organism: Erinaceus europaeus (western European hedgehog)
Lineage: Eukaryota; Metazoa; Chordata; Mammalia; Eulipotyphla; Erinaceidae
Gene: SLC25A47
Product: solute carrier family 25 member 47
Exons: 6
Coding region: 158-1072 (304 amino acids)
Biological process (GO): transmembrane transport
Cellular component (GO): mitochondrion
Molecular function (GO): transmembrane transporter activity
Source: RefSeq, a predicted model, not a curated record